Molecule: messenger RNA, 2960 nt
Organism: Cyprinodon variegatus (sheepshead minnow)
Lineage: Eukaryota; Metazoa; Chordata; Actinopteri; Cyprinodontiformes; Cyprinodontidae
Product: tankyrase-1
Exons: 23
Biological process (GO): positive regulation of transcription by RNA polymerase II
Cellular component (GO): nucleus
Molecular function (GO): transcription cis-regulatory region binding; protein binding; NAD+ poly-ADP-ribosyltransferase activity
Source: RefSeq, a predicted model, not a curated record
UUCAAGUCCACUCCUCUCCACCUGGCAGCAGGAUACAACAGGGUGAGGAUAGUUCAGUUGUUACUGCAGCAUGGAGCUGACGUCCACGCCAAGGACAAGGGUGGUCUUGUGCCUCUACAUAAUGCCUGCUCUUAUGGACACUAUGAAGUCACUGAACUGCUGCUAAAGCAUGGAGCUUGUGUAAACGCCAUGGAUCUGUGGCAGUUUACACCUCUACAUGAAGCGGCUUCCAAAAACCGAGUCGAGGUCUGCUCUCUUCUUCUGAGCCACGGAGCUGAUCCCACCCUGCUGAACUGCCAUAGUAAAAGCUCUGUGGACAUGGCUCCAACUCCUGAGCUGAAGGAGAGACUCACAUAUGAGUUUAAGGGCCACUCGCUGCUUCAAGCGGCUCGAGAAGCAGACAUGACCAAAGCGAAGAAGACCCUCGCUUUGGAGAUCAUCAACUUCAAACACCCCCACACACAUGAAACGGCGCUGCAUUGCGCCGUCGCCUCACCUCACCCCAAACGGAAACAGGUCACAGAGCUGCUGUUGAGGAAAGGUGCCAACGUCAAUGAGAAGAACAAGGAUUUCAUGACACCUCUUCAUGUGGCAGCAGAGCGGGCGCAUAAUGACAUUAUGGAGGUGCUUCAGAAACAUGGUGCAAAGGUCAACGCCCUCGACACGCUGGGUCAGACGGCUUUGCACCGUGCAGCGCUCGCCGGCCACCUACAGACCUGCAGGCUGUUGUUAGGAUACGGGGCGGACGCCACGCUGGUGUCACUGCAGGGUUUCACCGCCGCUCAGAUGGGAAAUGAAGCUGUGCAGCAAAUCCUCAACGAGAACGUCCCAGUGAGAAACUCAGAUGUGGACUACAGACUUCUGGAAGCUGCCAAAGCAGGAGACCUGGAUACUGUCAAGUCGCUGUGUACUGCUCAGAAUGUGAAUUGCAGAGAUCUUGAAGGACGGCACUCCACUCCUCUCCACUUCGCUGCCGGCUACAACCGAGUGUCAGUGGUGGAGUACCUGCUGCACCACGGGGCUGAUGUGCACGCUAAGGAUAAAGGCGGCCUGGUUCCCCUUCAUAACGCCUGCUCAUACGGUCACUAUGAGGUGGCCGAACUGCUGGUCCGACACGGCGCCUCUGUCAAUGUGGCCGACUUGUGGAAGUUCACGCCGCUUCACGAAGCAGCAGCGAAGGGCAAAUAUGAGAUCUGCAAACUGCUGUUAAAGCAUGGAGCAGAUCCAACCAAAAAGAACCGAGACGGUAACACGCCCCUGGAUCUGGUGAAAGACGGCGACACGGACAUCCAGGACCUGCUGAGAGGAGACGCUGCGCUGCUGGACGCUGCAAAGAAAGGCUGCCUCGCUCGGGUACAGAAGCUAUGCAGCCCGGACAACAUCAACUGUCGGGACACGCAGGGACGCAACUCAACGCCGCUGCACCUGGCAGCCGGUUAUAACAACUUGGAGGUUGCAGAGUAUCUGUUGGAGCAUGGAGCCGACGUGAACGCUCAGGACAAAGGAGGAUUGAUACCUUUGCACAAUGCAGCUUCAUAUGGGCAUGUGGACAUAGCCGCCCUGCUGAUUAAGUACAACACGUGCGUGAAUGCCACCGACAAAUGGGCUUUCACCCCCCUCCACGAAGCGGCACAGAAAGGCCGCACCCAGCUCUGCGCCCUGCUGCUGGCUCACGGAGCUGAUCCCACCAUGAAGAACCAGGAGGGACAGACGCCGCUGGACCUGGCUACGGCGGAUGACAUUAGAGCGCUGCUGAUUGACGCCAUGCCACCAGAUGCCCUGCCGAGCUGUUUGAAACCGCAGGCCACCGUGGUGAGCGCAGGUGUGGUGAGUUCGGGUGCAACAGGAGGUGUGGUCAUCUCUCCGUCUCCAUCUCCUUCCUGCCUGUCGGCGGCGAGCAGCAUCGAUAACCUCACCGCACCUCUCGGGGAUAUCGCAGCGGCCGGGGCCACUGGCGUUGCCGACGGAGCGUCUGGCUCUGACAGGAAGGAGGGAGAAUCGCUCCUCGACAUGACCAUCAACCAGUUCUUGAAGAGCCUGGGCCUGGAACACCUCCGAGACAUCUUCCAGAGAGAGCAGAUUUCGUUGGAUGUUUUGGCAGACAUGGGCCACGAGGAGCUGAAGGAGAUCGGCAUAAAUGCUUACGGUCACAGACACAAGCUCAUUAAGGGCAUCGAGCGGCUCCUGGGAGGCCAGCAGGGUGGAAAUCCAUACCUGACGUUCCACUGCUCCAGUCAGGGCACAGUGCUGAUCGACCUGGCACCGGAUGACAAGGAGUUCCAGUCUGUGGAGGAGGAGCUGCAGAGCACGAUCAGAGAGCACCGCGACGGAGGCAACGCAGGCGGAGUCUUCAGCCGGUACAACAUCAUUAAGAUUCAAAAGGUUGUGAAUAAGAAGCUGCGAGAGAGAUACGCCCACAGGCAGAAGGAGAUAGCUGACGAGAAUCACAACCACCACAACGAGCGAAUGUUGUUUCACGGUUCUCCUUUCAUCAAUGCAAUCAUCCAUAAGGGCUUUGACGAGCGACAUGCCUACAUUGGCGGCAUGUUCGGGGCAGGAAUCUAUUUCGCAGAGAACUCGUCCAAAAGCAACCAGUAUGUGUACGGGAUCGGUGGAGGCACGGGGUGUCCUACUCACAAAGACCGCUCCUGCUACGUGUGUCACAGGCAGAUGCUGUUCUGCCGUGUGACGCUGGGUAAGUCCUUUCUUCAGUUCAGCGCUAUGAAAAUGGCCCACGCCCCGCCUGGGCACCACUCGGUCAUAGGGCGACCCAGCGUCAAUGGGCUGGCAUACGCAGAAUAUGUCAUCUACAGAGGGGAGCAGGCUUAUCCAGAAUACUUGAUCACCUAUCAGAUUAUGAAGCCAGAGAGUCUGGCUGUGCCUGCUGCCACUGCAGAGCAGAAAUCCUAAGAGACCACCGGAGCUGGAUGUGAUGAAGACCAGAACAACUUACUGAACAG